AUGUAUAGACAAAUUGCUAGAACUACAAUUGCUCGCCAAGCAACAAGAGCGCCAUUCACAAGAACGUUCCGCUUAAAUGCAUCGUCAUCCUCAACCUCUUCCUCCGCGGGAGUUAACAGCAAGUUUUUGGUUGGCUCAAUCAUACCCUUGGCUAUGGCAAUUGGAUACUAUACCGCCGGUUCCAGGCUCGUUGAAAAUGAAAGUGUCGCCGAGGCAAUCAGAAACGACUUCAAAGAAGGCGACGCAGCAGCAGAUGUGCAGCAGCAGUUGUUCUCCGACGAGCAAACGAGAUUGCAGAAGCAGAAAAGCAAGGAAGAGAUUGCCAAGAUUGAAGACAAGAAGAAACAAAACACCAAGGAGGCCAGCGGCACGGACUCCAGGGACAUCGCAGUCGACUCCGAUAUCAGGGAAAAGGCAUCGAAGGAGUUGGACACUGAUAAUACCAGACACGCUAAUAGCGACCCUAGACAAGUCGAAGCUCGGGCCGUGAAGAAGGAAGAGAUUAGAUCGGACAAGCAAUCUAGUGACGAAUCGAAGCAAGAGGCUGCCUACAACCCGGACACUGGCGAGAUCAAUUGGGAUUGUCCUUGCUUGGGCGGCAUGGCGCAUGGUACGUGCGGCGAAGAGUUUAAACAGGCAUUUUCGUGCUUUGUAUUCUCCGAAACGGAACCCAAGGGGAUCGACUGUAUAAAGAAGUUUGAAAAUAUGAGAUCUUGCUUUAAACAACAUCCAGAUGAGUAUAAGGAAGAGUUGUUUCAAGAUGACCAUGAGUUGGAUAAUGAAGCUGUCGAGCAUGUCGUUUUGGAAACUGCUGAGCCUGCAGUGCAACAGAUUGAAGGUGCUGUUGAAGAAGGCAAGUUGAAGCCUAAACAAAAGUAA
Messenger RNA from Lodderomyces beijingensis, 879 nucleotides. The record is from the annotation of a GenBank genome assembly. Lineage: Eukaryota; Fungi; Ascomycota; Pichiomycetes; Serinales; Debaryomycetaceae.